Messenger RNA from Sebastes umbrosus (honeycomb rockfish), 3133 nucleotides. RefSeq names its product cryptochrome circadian regulator 1b (gene cry1b). The record is from RefSeq and is a predicted model, not a curated record. Gene Ontology annotation, biological process: entrainment of circadian clock by photoperiod; negative regulation of DNA-templated transcription; circadian regulation of gene expression. The coding region runs from base 227 to 1939 and encodes 570 amino acids. The transcript has 11 exons. Gene Ontology annotation, molecular function: DNA binding; FAD binding. Lineage: Eukaryota; Metazoa; Chordata; Actinopteri; Perciformes; Sebastidae. Gene Ontology annotation, cellular component: cytoplasm; nucleus.
CAGCGUUGCAACGACACCACUGUAAUGUUUAACGUGUUAGUGAAGUUAUAGUUUCUAUUCAUGGAGCAAGGUUAAGGUCGGAGAAACAGGUUCAAAGCUAUUUCCUCCACGGAUGUGAAUCUUGACUAUCUUGCUACCAAAACAACGUAAGAGGGCGUCUUUUUGGUGUUUUUUGGGAACCCCUCCACUCUUUCUAACCACACAUAUAUAAAGAAAGGCGGUCGACAUGGUGGUCAACACCAUCCACUGGUUCAGGAAGGGGCUGCGGCUGCACGACAACCCGUCUCUGAGGGACUCUAUCCGGGAUGCGGACACGCUGCGCUGCGUCUACAUCCUUGACCCCUGGUUCGCAGGCUCCUCCAACGUGGGCAUCAACAGGUGGAGGUUUCUGUUGCAGUGCUUAGAGGAUUUGGAUGCCAGCCUGCGCAAACUCAACUCCCGCUUGUUUGUCAUCAGAGGCCAGCCUACAGAUGUCUUCCCUCGGAUUUUUAAGGAAUGGCAGAUUAACCGUCUAUCUUAUGAGUACGACUCCGAGCCGUUUGGCAAGGAACGUGAUGCUGCCAUCCAGAAACUAGCCAGCGAGGCCAAGGUAGAGGUCACGGUGCGGACUGCACACACCCUCUACGAUCUGGACAAGAUCAUAGAACUCAAUGAUGGUCAGUCUCCUCUCACGUACAAGCGCUUCCAGGCCCUCAUCAACCGUAUGGAAGCUGUGGAGCUGCCCGCAGAGACGAUCACAUCCGAGGUUCUCAAAAACUGUGCCACACCCAUCAGCGAAGACCACGAUGACAAGUUUGGGGUGCCCUCCCUGGAAGAGCUUGGUUUUGAGACAGAGGGCCUGACCACAGCAGUUUGGCCAGGUGGAGAAACAGAAGCCCUCAUGAGGCUGGAGCGGCAUCUGGAGAGAAAGGCAUGGGUGGCAAACUUUGAGCGUCCACGUAUGAACGCCAACUCCCUGCUGGCCAGUCCCACCGGCCUCAGCCCCUACCUGCGCUUCGGAUGUCUCUCCUGUCGACUCUUCUACUUCAAACUCACUGACCUGUACAUGAAGGUCAAGAAGAACAGCACCCCGCCGCUCUCCUUGUAUGGCCAGCUGCUGUGGAGGGAGUUCUUCUAUACGACGGCCACCAACAACCCCUGCUUUGACAAGAUGGAGGGAAACCCUGUUUGUGUGCAGAUCCCCUGGGAUCGGAACCCGGAGGCGCUGGCCAAGUGGGCCGAGGGACGGACGGGCUUUCCCUGGAUAGACGCCAUCAUGACUCAGUUGAGGCAAGAGGGGUGGAUCCAUCAUUUGGCGAGGCAUGCUGUGGCCUGCUUCCUCACCAGGGGAGACCUCUGGGUCAGCUGGGAGGAAGGCAUGAAGGUGUUUGAAGAGCUGCUUAUAGACGCGGACUGGAGUGUAAAUGCUGGCAGCUGGAUGUGGCUUUCCUGCAGUUCAUUUUUCCAGCAGUUUUUCCACUGCUACUGCCCCGUGGGAUUCGGGCGACGCACGGACCCCAACGGGGACUACAUACGGCGUUAUUUGCCCAUACUGAAAGGCUUUCCAGCCAAAUACAUCUAUGAUCCUUGGAAUGCCCCAGAGGAAGUGCAGAGGGCAGCCAAGUGUAUGAUAGGAGUCCACUACCCCAGGCCCAUGGUGAACCACGCUGAGGCCAGCCGCGUCAACAUCGAGCGGAUGAAGCAAAUCUACCAGCAGCUUUCCAGCUACAGAGGACUAGGCAUGCUGGCAUCAGUUCCUGCCAAUCUCAACAAUGGUGCAAAUGGCAGUAAUGUCGUAGCAGUCAACACAGGGACCAGUCAAGGUCCAGUAGGGUCCUCUGAAGGCCUCAACACAUACGCGGGAAUGUCUCGAACAGAAAGAGGACAUUCCACGCAGAAGCGGCGCCGCGAGGAAGUUUCGCCCAAAUGCAGCUCUAAAUUCUGGAGGCCGAGCAAAUAGACUGCAAAAAGCAAAAGACAAUGGGGUCCCUCAGUCGGUCUGGAUCAUCUGGAUAGCAUCCUCUCCUGAUAUGCUCUCAGCUGACACACAGAACUAACAAACCAUAGAUAAGAUGAUGUGUCUUGAUCUCCAGAUAAGACACAUCGCACAUCUCAGGAACCGAGGAAGGAAUUCAGAGACAAUGAAAACAUUGACGAGAGAAAACCCUGGAAAAGCAGGGUAUAAAAGGCAGAGACAAUUGAUCUCUGAAGUCUUCACACCAGGGUGUUGUGACGCAGCCUAUUGUCUUCCACUACAGUAUGUCUCUGUACAACUGUUGAAAGGACUAAUCGUUAUCACCACCCCCCCCCCCCUUCAACACCCGAGAUCACAGGCCAGGAUGUCAUUUGAGUGGAACUGUGUAAUUCUGUUUAUCUAGCCAUCGGUUGUGGUAGAUAGCGAGCUGAUCUUUAUGUGAAAAGGUCAACAUCUGAAAUCUCAUUUCCAUCUGAGUGAUGGGAACCUAUAACUCAACCUUGAGACAAAUCCUUCAACCACUCUGACAUAAGAUGAUCUGAGAGCUGCACUGCGAAGCAGGAUUUGGGGUUAGCGAGGUAACUUCAGGGUUAACCCUUCAGGGUUUUCAGUCCUACGACGGUGGUUCACUUCUUACCGGGGUAGAUCGCCGUGGUAAUUGAUGCUGAACAGCUGACCUGCUCCGGAGCAAGUUAUGUUCGAGAUAAGAGAUCAACUUGUAUAAAAGCACCGCCUACGGUAUGCUGAACUCGCUUCGUAGUACAGGCCUCUGGAUAACACACAGUUGUAUAUCUUUUCUCUAAAACAAGCCCCCAAAUAUGUCAUAUGAAGAAUAUUAAGUCACACUUCAUGUCAUGGAUGUACAUAGUUUUUUUUUCCCAAAGUUUUAGGACACAAAGGUCUGAUGUACAGUAGUAACGAAUAUUAGAAGCAAGAUUGUCAGGUUUGACAAUAAACAGGCCUUGCAUUGUACAUUUUGUAAAUAUUUGUUUUUUCAAACUUUUGUAUAUUUGCCUCUGUAGUUUCACAACUCCUUUUUGUAAAUAACGUGGAACUUAAAAAGUUCCACUGUGAAUAAUGCAUGUGCGUCUCCCAUGUGAUUGUAAAUCUAUUAUUUUUGUAUAAAAAAAGGCCAAAUUUGAACUGUAUUGAAAUAAAUGACAGAAACAUUUAUGUAUA